Messenger RNA from Scatophagus argus, 5013 nucleotides. It is a transcript of the gene cdan1, whose product is annotated as codanin 1. NCBI's taxonomy places the organism in Eukaryota, Metazoa, Chordata, Actinopteri, Scatophagidae. The record is from RefSeq and is a predicted model, not a curated record. Gene Ontology annotation, biological process: chromatin organization. The transcript has 28 exons. Gene Ontology annotation, cellular component: nucleus. Bases 88 to 4128 code for a protein of 1346 amino acids.
ACAUGCGUCAUACGCAUUACGCGUUACGUACUCGUUGACCCCGCCCACUGCCGCUCACUCCUUUAGCCGCGCAGCGGCUGGUCAGAAAUGGCGGCUCUUUUGGAAUCUGUUCUGUUGAAGAAAACGGAUAUUAAUGCUGUCUUGGACUGGUUAAAGAAUGUUGAGGAGUGUGACAGCCUUGCAUUUAUUGAAUCUGGGGUGACAUUUCACAAGCAAGAAUUCGUCCCGUUCCUUUUAAACUUCCUGAGAGAGCAGAGCAGUGAAGCACUAACUCAUGGCCCUGCCACGCCAGCCAAGACCCCCAGCCGCCACAGAUCUGCUGCACAGACACAGGGCUUCUCUGACAAGAGGGGUUGCAGGUCUGCUGGUGGUGGAGCUGGUUCUAGGGGUGCCAGUCGUGUCCAGCUGUUUUCUCCUGCCUCCUCCGUCUCACCUGGGACUGAGGGGGAUGCUUCUGGUCAGUCGGGAUCUCACUGUCUGAGUGGGGUCAACGCCUUCAGUAGUCCUUCCUCUACUUCAGCAUGGAGUCCUGCCUCCAGGCCUUCAGGCUCUGAGCGCCGCUCUGGCCAGAGGAUCAGUCUGGGGGACUACAUGCUUUCUCCUCCUGACCUCCAGUCCAGCACCAACUUCCAGUCACAGAAGGGCCGCAGGAGAAGUGGAGGCAGCAUGUCAAUGGGGGUACAAGGAAGACAUGGAGGAGGACGUGGAGGACAUCACAGUGAUGAGAUCGGGCGGUGGGAUAGUGGGGGGAGGAGGUCAAGUAGAGGAGGAGGGUAUAGUAGGAUAAGUGAGCAGGUUUCACCUCCAUCUGUGGGGCAGCUCAACUUAAGCAACUUGGAAGACUUCCCUCCUGUGGGAUCCUCACCCAUUUCACCUGCGUCAUCCAAACCAUCUAGAAGAAUAAACCCAACACCAGUUAGUGCAGAGCGGCCACAUUCCAAACCAAAGACCUGCUUCACCUCCACUCCAUUUAGUAAACCUUCUACCCCCCCAUUAGCUGUAGAGGCCCUUGAGGGGUCAGUGACAGCGUGCAGUCCUCUGAGCCUGCAGGAAGAGAGGGAACUGCUAAAGAGGGAAAAGACAAAGCGAGCCCAGCAGGUCGGCUCUCCUCUGCCGUCCUCUCUGGACCCUUGCACCCCCACAAAGUCAGGACUUAGGGCGGGAUCUAAAGUUACACCAGAGUUGCAGACACCCUGUCCUGAACCAUCUAAAGUCACCUUCUCUUUGGACCUUGAUGUCCUAGCAGAGCUAUACUGCACCUGCAUUUCUGAAAAUCUAGUGCCAAAUAUUUUCCUGGAGCUUUUCUUUGUAAUGCAGUUGCUAACGUCUCGGUCUCCUCACACUCAUGAUGAUGAUGAACAGGAAAGCUUGUGUUCAGCGAAUUCAGAUGUUCUGGAGAGAUGUUACCUGAGACAGGUACACAACUGUGUGUACUUUGCAGUCAAAGUUCUGGAGAAUCAGUUUCAGUUGGUAGCUCAUUUGGACAAGUGUACCUUGCGUCUCCUGGCAGAGAAUGAAAGGGUGGCAUCUUUCUCGCCAGAUCUCAGGGACCGUCUGACUCAGGCCCAGGACAGAAGCACAGCCAAGCUUUCUCCUUCAGUUUCCACUUUCAUCCACUCAGUCCCGUUUGAACCUGCUACUGACAACCGGUCCAACUUUGGGAGUGACAAGGCCUUUCACACCUUCAAAAAGCAAAGAGAUAUUUUUUAUGAGGUGUUACGAGAAUGGGAGGACUUUCACAAGGAGCCGGGAUGGAACUUUGACUCUGUUCUCGGUAGUAAAAUAAGAGGAAUGAUGAGCCAACUGACCUCUGCAGGAAACCAUUCCCAUUUUGCCCGUCUGUUCCUGAAGCAACUUGUUCAGAUGUGUAAAGGCCCCCGUGUGAACAGUUCUCCUGGGGAUACUCCCGAUGCCGACCUGCUAGGCAUGCUGGGAGCCGACAGUUUGGGGCGUCUGAAGCGUCUCGAGGAGCGUCUCAUUCAGCCUCAUGGGGUUGUUGGUCCAUGCCCUCCUCCAUCCUUUCCUGGUCAUCAGGAGUUUUUCAGGGACUUCCUGCAGACAGCUAGCUGCUGCCAGCUGAACCAGCACUUGCAGGACAGCCUGUGUCAGCAGCUCCUCCAAUUGAAUGAGGUGUCCAUCCUGAGCCCUCCAGCGUCCAUCGGGGAGGGAGAGCAGGAGGAGGAGGAGGAGGGAGACGGGGACAUGGAGCAGCAGGAUGAGAAGCAGCGGUUCACCUCAGUGCUUCUCCUCGCUCGUCUUCUGGCUAAGUUUUUGGGAUUCAUUUCCUUUCUUCCUUACCAAACAUCUGAGAGACCAUCCAGGGAAAUACAGGAGGCUGCCAUAGCCCUGCGCAGCAAGAGUGUUCCAGUGCUGGAUGUGUGCGCUCUGCUGACUAACAGUAUGAAAAGGAGGCGCACCAUCCUGACUGUGCCCUGGCUGGUGGAGUUCCUCUCCAUGUUGGACUUCAUUGGUCCUCUGCUGCUCUGCUAUAGAUCUGCAUUAGGCACACUGCUUCUCCUGUACAGGAGAAUGCUGCUUGGCAGAUGUGGAGAAAUGUGUUACCUGAACAAGCUACUCAUGGUGUCUGUUUUGGGUUGGCUUUUCCAGAUCCCAGUGAUUCCUGAGGACAUUUUCUUCACCAGUGAGUUCACUGAGGUGGCCAAGCUGGAGGACAGCAGCACAGCCGCCGCAGGGCUUGAUUGUAUUCCCCUGGUGGAUCAGCAGCUCCUCUAUACAUGUUGUCCAUUUCUUGGUGAGUUCCGCAAACUCCUGGCUGCCUUUGUGUCUGGAAGCACAGCCAAGAGUGGAGGGAUCAUCCGCAAGAUCACCCCCACUUCUGCCGAGCUCAGGGAUAUGCCAGCUGCCAACAGGUCGCAGCAGAAACUGCAGGUGGACCUUGAGCAAGCCUUCUUUCACAAUCAGCCUCCGUCACUGCGUCGCACCGUGGAGUUUGUAGCGGAGAGAGUCGGCUCCAACGCCGUCAAGCAUAUGAAGGCAACAUUAGUAAGUGAGUUGGUGGAGCGAGGUGAGAAGAUGCUUAGAGAUGGACUGGAGUCGCCAAAUGCAAACCCUUCAAAACUGAACGAGUCCAUCUGCGCUCAGCUGUGUGUCGUGGGAUUGGAGGCCCUGGCAAAAGCCACCAGAUUUUGCUGUGAGAAGGGUCCUGAGGCCAUAAGAAUUCUGCUCCCAGAUGAGACCUCCCCUGCUGUCCUGACCACCUCAGAAAACAUCACCAAACGUCUUGCAACAGAAAAGGCCUGCAGCUGGCUCUCGGCCAACAUCACAGCCCUGAUCAGACGAGAGUGGAAGAGCAGGUACGAUCGUGUGAUGAAGGCUGUAGGAAGUCCAGUGGCUCCAGACUCGGGGAAUUUGGAAGGUGCUGUGGUUGAGCUGGUCACCCAGGAGCAGUCGACUACUCCCAAGAGGAAACAAGGAAGUGGGAGAGUGGCAUCCUGUCCUCCACACUGCAGCCACGGUGCCUCACUGCCCUCUGACAUCCUCAUUGAGAUGAAGGAGUUGCUGAGUAUUGCAGUAGGCCCCAGGACUGAUGAGGAGCUGCCAAGUGGCUCUCAGAUCACAAGGCUGCUGCAGAGAGUGGGAGACGCCCUGGCCUGCAGAAAGUUCUCAACUGCUGUGUCAGAGCAGAUGCUGCUGAACACUACAGUCCUGCUGGCUUGUAAACUGGUGUCUGCAGAGCUGCCGGUGUUGUCGCUGUCAGGGUGCAGCGGAGGUGAUGGGGUUGUGGUGGGUCCUGGUUCAGGGUCAGAACCUCCUGUCAGAGCGCUGCUGGAGCAGCUUGCUGAGCUGUGGGAAAGAGACUGCGGUUCCUCCACCCCUCUGCACCUGCUUUUCACCCCACUCACUGUCACAGCUGUGCUGAAGGCCAGCGACACUGAGUGGAACAACUACCUGUUCCUGGUCAGACAGCUGGUUGACAGAGGGGUCCUGAGCGAGGAAGAAGUCAUAUCUCAUUGGAAGAAGUUAACAAACUUGGCCUUGCCAGCGAAGCUGAUAGAAAAUUUUCAGGUGCGGUCACAGAGCACUAAACCCGCCUUGCCUGUGGCUGAGUUGCAAAGCCGCAUGGACAUGCUGCAGGUCUCACAACAGACAGUAGAGGGAGCUACAUGACAACAAUGAUACUACCCAGUCACCCACAGCAUCUUUUGUGUGGUCACCACAGUGUUUUAUGUCACGUCUGUCAGUGCGCUGCUUAAGACAGAGACGGUUCUGCUUGACUUCUCGUUGUCGAUCGUGUUUCGAGUGUUGCAUCAGAUGUGCACGAUGUGCUGCAGAGCCCAUCAAAGCUGUUCCACAGUCAGCCUCUGCACACACACUUUGCAAUCUUCAGACUUUUGUUCUCCACCUGUGAAGUGACAGCAGCCUUUCAUGAAUCCCUCUGCUCUUUUGCUGAGGCGCGGGUGAGAAACAGAAAGCCCUGCCAGUCAGAAGUAGCCCGGGACCACAGCAUCUCACAGCUUAGGUCUGUCGAGCCUUCCUGCAAACGAACCUGCUUAACGAUUGUGUCUGAAGGGGAAAUACCACUAGAUCAAGAGUAUAACAGAGGAAGGGUCGGCAUCAAAAUGAACGUUUUGUUUUUUUUUUAUUUUGCAUCCUAGGACUCAAACUGAGUAGCUUCAUUUCCUAAGAGGUACAUUUAAUAAAACAUAAUUAUUGUCCCAAUUUUUUACAUGUGAUGUUUCUUCAAAUAAGCCAUAGUUUGAGAGAGCUGCUAAAAAUGAACUGAAAAUUCAGAUUUUCUUUGUUGGUUUUUAGACCCAUAAGAGGGAAUAAAUAUGUUGAUUUUAGUAUAGCACUUUGACACUCUGCCUUUGACCGCCUUCACUAGUGACUGCAUGUGUCUACCAUGAAUGCAAGACUGCGUUUGUGAUUGUGUUUUUGUUCAUGUUGAACGAGGCUUUAUCCCCAGCUGCUUUUAAAUUGAAAGAUGUUUUUUUUUAUGUUUCCUUAAAAUUAAAAAUAUAACAAUAAAGAUGUAUUCUGGCUUAAGUGUUG